ACAACCAAACAGACACACGCGUCUCCAUUUACGUGAUGAAGAUGAUGACGACGACGACGAGCUCACAUCCUCUCUGAAUUUGCUUGCUACCCUAUGUUCCUUUUACCAGAUUAGGUUAACCAAAACCCUCUAUUUUCUUCUCCAUGGCUUCUUUUACAGUAAUCCUCAAUCUCUCUCCUACUUUCACUCGUCUUCAUCUCCAUCAAUCCUCUCAAAAAUCAUCUUUCUCUCCAUCUCCAUCUCCAUCUCAUUCUCCAAUUCACCAUAACCCUACCUGCCUCGCUCUACAGUCAUCUUCCCUCGAAUCACCACCGGUUCGUGUUAGGGUUUCACCGCCGUCCGAUCCUCGCCAGGAUUUCUAUGUUAAUCUCGGCUUAGCUGUUCGUACUCUCCGCCAUGAUUUACCUCUCAUCUUCUCCACAGAUCUCAAUUACGAGAUUUAUAGGGACGAUAUCACGUUUGUUGAUCCGCUCAACAAGUUUACUGGUGUCGAUAAUUACAAGCUAAUUUUCCGAGCAUUACGUUUCCAUGGGAGAAUACUGUUUAAGGAGAUCUCGUUGGAGAUUUAUAGGGUUUGGCAGCCGUCCGAGAAUCUAAUUUUGAUCCGUUGGAAUCUGAAAGGCGUCCCUCGAGUUCCCUGGGAAGCUAAAGGAGAGUUUCAAGGCACUUCGCGGUAUAAAUUGGAUCGGAAUGGCAAGAUUUACGAGCAUAAGGUUGAUAAUUUGGCUUUCAAUUUCCCGCAGCAGCUCAGACCGGCUAUAUCUGUUCUUGAUUUGGUGGUUGCUAGUCCUGCCACGCCUAAUCCUACAUUCUCGUGGGGGAUUUUGGAUUCGACCUACUCGUCGUCAUGGCUAGACUUCUAUCGUGCGGUUAGGAACACGUUGGAUCCUGGUCAAGAGUUUUCGGAGUUGCAAGAUUGUCAACUAGUUGCUACUUGUGUAUAGUGAGUGUUUAUCUAGCUUAAUAGUUAAUACAACUAUUUUGCAUACUGUUAGAUGCACAUACUCUACAUUCUACUAUAUACACUAUAGCAACACUCCAUUUUGUGGGAAAAAGCUUAAAAGAAAGGAUGUUUGCAGCUAGCAAGAAUUAUGUGAUAUAUGUGUAAUGUAUAGAAUUUCACCAAUAUGUUUUGUUCUAUUUGUCACAAACAUCAUAAUACUUCACCAAAAAUAUCAUUUUUUGAA
Helianthus annuus (common sunflower) is the source of this 1187-nucleotide messenger RNA. RefSeq lists its product as uncharacterized. The record is from RefSeq and is a predicted model, not a curated record. Bases 144 to 944 code for a protein of 266 amino acids. The transcript has 2 exons. Lineage: Eukaryota; Viridiplantae; Streptophyta; Magnoliopsida; Asterales; Asteraceae.